This is a messenger RNA of Pomacea canaliculata, 1237 nucleotides long. RefSeq lists its product as uncharacterized. NCBI's taxonomy places the organism in Eukaryota, Metazoa, Mollusca, Gastropoda, Architaenioglossa, Ampullariidae. The record is from RefSeq and is a predicted model, not a curated record. The coding region runs from base 193 to 1068 and encodes 291 amino acids. The transcript is spliced from 6 exons.
UUUCGGCGACAAAGCGGAAAGAAAAGCAUUUGUUGUUGGUUCAGCAUCAGAGGCAACAGCUGGUAACCGUGUCUGUGGCAGACGACAUCCAAAUUUGGCGGCUUUUUGUCUCCUUUGUCUAAGAACAUGAAUAUGAUAAUUUAUCAAUCAGUGUGAACAGCAAUAAAAGGAGAGUGCAGGCCUCUCAGACUGAUGAGAGUGUCUUUCGACUGGAAACAACUUCCUCACCUUGUUGAUGUGGUGCAAUCGAGACUGAAAAUGCUCUACGCCAUACUUUCUGCACUCGUGGUAUAUCUACUUACCCCCGGGGUCGGUGCCGCUGAAGACACAACGUCCAGUGCCGCUAAGGCCGUGGCUCAGUUGAAAAUACAAGUCGACCAACUGCAAUCGCAGCUCAAUGAAUUUAAGAAGCGAGGAAACGGGUGUUGUAGCCAAGAGUUCUAUCAGGAAAACGGUUACAUCCUGGCAUUUCGACUCGUUGCUGGCGUCCCUGACAAAGGAUACGACGCGUUCGCUAACGAAAACAGAGAUGACGACGUGCCCUUUGUCAAGGCCGUGACCCCGUGCGCGUGUCGUUUGAACUUCACUGGGUGCAACCAGCACUACCGGAGCUCCAUCCUCAGAUACUGGACUCAACUUUCAAUCGAAACCGUGAAACUGGUUGUGUACAAAGGAGGUCAGGCCAAACAAUAUGCAACCUUCAACGGAGCUGGCACCAAUUUCUACAAUUGGAUGACACCUGCCAGACUAGUAGAGUCAUCAUGGACCGACCUCAAAUCAUCCUCGACCAACUUCUUUUCCCCUGCCGGGGAUGGAGGACUGAGGAGACGCUUCUUCAUUAACCACGUCUACCCUGGGUGUGAUGGGGAUGCUGGUUGGCUGGUAGUCAAAGAUGAAAAUGACGUUUGCUCUUGGGGCAACCCCACUGGUGUCAAGUACCCGCUUAUCCUCUUCUCCCCUUCAUCCACCCUGGUCCAGUACCAUUCUGCUGCUGUGGAUCGCGCCGACUCACUGGCCGUGUGGGUGAAGAUUACAGGGGUCACCAACCUGAACGCCGGGUGUCAGUAGUGAGCUACCCGGGUGGUGUACAGGACGUCGUGGGCUACCCUGGACUUCUUGUCAAGCAGAUAAAAAUCACUACAUCCUCAUCAUUACCAAAGAUCAGAUUUGAAUCUCGAACAUUCUAUAAAAGCAAAAGUUAAAUGACACUGAAUUAAAAUUUGUUUUCUGGACCUCU